This is a messenger RNA of Condylura cristata (star-nosed mole), 2618 nucleotides long. RefSeq names its product mannosidase, endo-alpha-like (gene MANEAL). The record is from RefSeq and is a predicted model, not a curated record. NCBI's taxonomy places the organism in Eukaryota, Metazoa, Chordata, Mammalia, Eulipotyphla, Talpidae. Gene Ontology annotation, cellular component: Golgi apparatus. Bases 1 to 708 code for a protein of 235 amino acids. The transcript has 2 exons. Gene Ontology annotation, molecular function: alpha-mannosidase activity.
AUGAUAAUGGGGAACCCUCAGAUGAUCUGGUGCCCACCAUUCUGGACACUGCCCAUCAGUACAACAUCCAGGUAUGGCUCCCAUGGUGCAUUUUACCGCUAUAAGAACAGCAUGGGCAAGAGCCUUCCACUCUUUUACAUCUAUGACUCAUACCUAACAUCCCCUGAGGCCUGGGCCCACCUUCUGACACCAAAUGGACCCCACUCAAUCCGCAACACCCCCUAUGAUGGAGUCUUCAUAGCGCUGCUGGUGGAGGAGGGCCACACUCAUGACAUCCUGGCUGCUGGAUUUGAUGGCAUGUAUACCUACUUCGCCUCCAAUGGUUUCUCCUUCGGCUCUUCCCAUCAGAACUGGAAAGCUGUGAAGAACUUUUGCGAUGCCAACAAUCUCAUGUUCAUUCCUAGUGUGGGACCUGGUUACAUUGAUACCAGCAUCCGGCCUUGGAACAACCACAACACUCGGAACAGGGUCAAUGGCAAAUACUAUGAGACAGCCUUGCAGGCAGCCCUAACAGUGAGGCCUGAGAUUGUCUCCAUCACCUCUUUCAAUGAGUGGCACGAGGGCACCCAGAUUGAGAAGGCCAUUCCUAAAAAGACACCAACUCGGCUAUAUUUGGACUACCUGCCUCAUCAGCCCAGCCUGUACCUGGAGCUGACUCGCCGAUGGGCUGAGCACUUCAUCAAAGAGAAGGAGCAGUGGCUGAUGUGAGGGGCUGGUGUGCCAGUCUCAAUGGAAGAAGUAACCAUGUGGGCCCCAACUGAAGUUACAGGCACUUGCUUGUCUGAGUCAGUAGCUGAGUGCUUCUGGGUCUGAGCCCAUGUGAACAGAGCCUGUAUUUUUAGGCAAGAUGGUGCUGGGGUACUCUGCAAUGACAGAAAGCCAGGCAGUGUUCCGGAUGGGGAAUCAUAAUGGCUGGCAGGUGACUGGACUUGGCCCAGGGCAGCUCCACAUCCUGUUAGGACACUUAGCUUUGAACUUGGCAGGCCGGUGUUAUGAAGUUCUCUUGGAAGGGGGUCAGGGUUCUGGGCUAGCAUGCACCCUGCUCCUUCUGCCUCUCUUCAGGUCUCCUUCCCACAUCAUUUGUCUUCUCUAGGUUUGGGAACUACAGCUGAGACUUUCUAAAAGGGAAAUUCUAGAUUUAAGCUCUUUCCUAUAGAUUCCUGAACCCAAUUUUCAGGAAACAAUCCUGAAUAUUCACAUAUUCAUGUAACACAUACUAAUCAAGCACCUUACCACAUGCUAGGUGCUGCAGAAAAACUUGAUCAAGGGAUGGUUCCCCUCUUUCAGAGGCUUCCAGGAUCCAGCUUUCCUUGUUUGGUGUGGCCUUGUAGCUAGUGCCUGAGCACAGCUAUAAGUUUCUUUAUUUGCAAGUUUAACCUAUGCUGAGAGUUCAGUUCUUUCCCCUUCAAGAAAAUACCUCGUGCUCCAGAGCCUACAUUUUCCCAGAUGAACAUUUAGCUCUAGGGAGAGGACUGGGACACCUCCUUCCUUUAGCUGUUUAAGCUGAAUGAACUCACUAGAGCCAUUUUCAGUGCUACUGUGAUUUGUAGUAAUUAAAUAUGAUGUGGUAUUCUCAAGCAAGUAUUCCUUUUGCUCUCUUCUAGAUCUCAAUAUGAACCUGUAAGUCUGAAAAAUUCACAUGUGGGAUGGGUUGGCUACAAUGUUAGAACAUUGAAGAGUAAGUUUACUUAAGAAAUUAGUAAUUUAAGCAAGAUUUCCAGAGGGGGUAUUUAAUAAACCAGCGUUUACUUACAAGUAAACUAGUAUGUUAACAGUAAGGGCCUUCAUUAAAGCAAGUCCUUGGGUCACUUUCCUGGAAGAUUCUUAGAAUUAAUUCACUUGAAAAUAAGUGCACUGGUAAUUACUGUGUUGAGAAGUUUAUGGGUUCAAGACCAAAACCCAAUUCUGUGAACUGGGCUGCAGAAAGGGGAGGAAGAGUUAUCUCCUGGUGACGAUGACUCCCAGCUCUAACUAGGGAACAAGCCCCAACAUGGAUGGGAAGUCCCUGGUUUGGUUGGAGGAAGCCAAAGGAGGCAUGGACAGGUGAAAGGGCUGUUAUAAACCUGUUAUAAUUCAGAGGGGAGUUAAUACUGAGCUUUCACUUCACACAUAUUUAUUUCAAAGUAUGGUGUGGCCAGGGGGCAGGGGCAGCAAUCCUUACACUCUGUUAUGGGCAAAGCAGCCUGGUUUGAUUCUUUUAAAGGCUAAUUUGUAUCAAGAGCUAUAAAAACAUUCAUACAGCUCAAUUCAGUAAUCCUACUCAAAGGAAAUAAUUCAAAAGAAAAAUAAACCAUUUAUAAAGACAUUUAAUAGCAGCAUUAUUUUCAACUAAAGAAAAACAAAAGUUCAAAUGUCCGACAAGAGUUGUUUAUACUUGUCACACAUAUGAAAAAAGAUAGAGAGAGGCCUGCUGUGUAGACACUGGAUUUAAAUAAAGGUGUUAUUGGUAUAAUUUAUUUUAUGAAUAAGUAAGGGUCAAAGCUGAACAGGGUCAUAGAGGGCCACUUUCUAAUAGUCUUUAAUAUGGACUCCAUGACCCAGCUCAACACCCUGCCAACUGAGCUGGCUUCCACUACCAUCAGACCAAGAUGAUUCACUCCGUCUUUCAGUAUAUUGCA